Molecule: messenger RNA, 3329 nt
Organism: Cherax quadricarinatus
Lineage: Eukaryota; Metazoa; Arthropoda; Malacostraca; Decapoda; Parastacidae
Source: RefSeq, a predicted model, not a curated record
GGCUUGCCCCAGCAAAGUUUUCCCUGGCUUACCCCCAGCAAAGUUUUCCCUGGCUUACCCCCAGCAAAGUUUUCCCUGGCUUACCCCCAGCAAAGUUUUCCCUGGCUUACCCCCAGCAAAGUUUUCAAAGGAUUACACCCAUAGCAAAGUUUUCCCUGGCUUACUCCAGCUAAGUUUCCCCUGGCUUACUCCCAGCAAAGUUUUCCCUGGCUUACCCCCAGCAAAGUUUUCCCUGGCUUACCCCCAGCAAAGUUUUCCCUGUCUUACUCCAGCAAAGGUUUCCCUGUCUUACUCCAAGCAAAGUUUGCCCUGGCUUACUCUCAGCAAAGUUUUCCCUGGCUUACUCCAGCUAAGUUUUCCCUGGCUUACUCCCAGCAAAGUUUUCCCUGGCUUACCCCCAGCAAAGUUUUCCCUGUCUUACUCCAGCAAAGGUUUCCCUGUCUUACUCCAAGCAAAGUUUGCCCUGGUUUACUCUCAGCAAAGUUUUCCUUGGCUUACUCCAGCUAAGUUUUCCCUGGCUUACCCCAGCGAGUAUUACAUAAAUAGCUGAUGGCUCACUGUGUAGGUACAUUUUAGUGCCGCGUCACGACCCACGUCAUGUGAUGUUUGUGAGAUGGUACAAUGUCAUAUAUUGUUGGAACUGUCAAGUGUGUCCUGUGAUAAGCCUGCAUAAGGGGCAUAAUAGUUUUAGAGUAAGUUUUAUUGUGAGAUCUAUACAUAUCAGUAUAUUCUAUACAUGUCUGAAGCUUAGCUAAGACAGACUUGAGAAGUGUUUGUGUGUUUUAUUGCAAGUAUAUUUACUAUAUUAUAAAACCUUGCAUUGUUAAAGUGUCGUUGUAUGAUGAUAAAGGUGAGAAGCUUCUGGAAUUCUCUCUUGCGUACAGUUGUUGAUCUCAUGACCAUCACAUGUUUAUGCGUCUCAAUACACAGGCGCCUCACGUCAACACCUCAAAUAAGGCGUAAUGUUACGCUGGCGUUAUGUCUGUUCUCCUGGUAUUAUGGCGUCAUCAAGUAUCGCAAUAAAUUAUAGUCGAAUCACAGUGACGUCACGAUUGUCGUCCCUUCCCCCCCCCAUUCCUCAUUUCAGGUGGAGGGAUGCAGUGAGGAAGAAAGUGAAGAUGGCUUACUAGCAAAUAAUUAUAUUCUUAAUUUUAUAGUUGUGCACGGGUAAGCUAGUGGAAGGCCUCGGUCAGAUUACCAAAAGCUCCAGUGGCAAGUUAUCAUAUGACUAACACCUACGUCAAGAAACAUUUGUCCUAUUUUUUGACUGAAUGUUACUUAAGUAGUGUAAUCUGUUGUGUCAUCACUGGUGACUCUUUACCAUUCAGAGUUACCUAUUUACUCCUGCACAGUAGUACUGUAACUAAAUGUCCUCUGACGUGUGUUUUAGAGUGCUCGGUUGAUUAUUCUAAGACUCGGUUGCCUACCACACAGAUUACCAUGGCUGGGGAUUUAGAGAACAUGGAGUUGGUGAUGCUGACUCCUGAAGACUUUGAGGAGGUGGCUGAACUAUUUAAGCAUCACUUUCUCAAGAAGAACCCACUUUUCAUCGCGGCCAACGAAACGCAUUAUGAGGGGUCCAGUGUCAGUGUAAUAAAAUUAAGUCUGGAUUCUGGCUUUUCUCUCGGCGUCAGAGAGAAGACAAACAAAAAGCUGGUUGGCGUCAGAUUAACUACUGUAAAAAAAUGUGGAUCAACUACGCAAAAAUGGUACAGAUGAACUGUGCAAAGAGAGUGUUGCGCUCCGCAUCCUGGCCAUGAUUGAUGCUGAUGCAGCUAUGUUCCCAGAUGGCACAUGCUUCCUCUACUUACUAUUGGUGUGUGUCCACUCAAGCUACUGUGGUCGAGGCAUCGCACGCAUGAUGAUCCAGGUAAUGAGGCAACAAAUGGUAAUAUAAUACCAACAAGCUAGUCUGGUCGAAUCAUCGCACGCAUGAUGAUCCAGGUAAUGAGGCAACAAAUGGUAAUAUAAUACCAACAAGCUAGUCUGGUCGAAGCAUCGCACGCAUGAUGAUCCAGGUAAUGGUGAUUUAAUGCUAACACAUAUAUAAGACAUGAAUAACUAGUAUGUUUCAUUAAGAUGUAUCGCUAACCAGUGCCUAUACCAAUCCAGUCAUUCUUACAUUAAUGAUCCAGGUAAUCGUACUUGACUUGUAAGAGAGGGUAACGGUGCUUCAACGCUAGUGAAGUAUUCUUUACCUAAGAGAUCUUCAUCCAGGUAAUUGGACCAAAUUUACGAUGUCACUGAUGUUUUCGUAUACAUAAUCUUUCCACGGAAGGUGCUGGAGAUGGGGCGUGAGCGUGGUAUAGAUGCAGCAUGUGUGCAGGUGACCAAUACUUUGACUGCUAAGAUCUUCACUCGUCUGGGUUUUGAAAUUGUUAACUCUCUGGACCUGUCAACCAUCGCUGAUGAGUUUGGCCUUGACCUCUCACUUAUACCACAGGAGGAAACUACCAUCAAACUCAUGCUCAAACGCUAGAGAGAUUGGCUUUGUUAGAAGUUCUCUUGUACUUGCUUUAAGAUUAUGCUGACCUUCCAGUGUGAUCUUUGUCCAUUACGUGUGUGUCGUACAGCCUGGAGUUUCACGACUCACUCGCCAUGAGUUCAAACUUCACCCGUUCUGUGGUUUGGGAAAUGAAAAGUAAUCAGGAGUGAUGCAAGGAACUAUUGGAUAGAACUAAUUCCAUAGAAUAAGAACCCUUCACCGGCAUCAAAUAAAUCUCUUCCCGUGAGAAAGGUUCUCACUGGUACGUCGUAUUUGUAUCAGGAUGUAUUAUCACAAUGUUUGUUCUAAAUGAUAUUCCUCGUGAAUACUCUUCUUAGGUACCUCUUAUUGUUAUUAACAUUUUUUGUUAUUUUUUGUUGCAGCUUUCAUUACCAUAAAAUAAGACGGUUAUAUAUAUAUAGACCUUCCCCCUUGCUAUAACUUCAUCCCAAUAGGGUCGGAGACCCUUGGAGCAUGGGGCAAAUGUACUCUAAAGUUCCUCAAAGAGCUGGAUGAAAAGCUCAUCAUAGAAACCAAGGACCACAGGGCGACCAGCUUCCUCUUUCAGAGACUCAGUGUUGCGAUCCAGAGAGCAAAUGCCUGCAGCAUUCUGGGCACGCGGCCCACCGCAGGGGAGCUGGACGAAGUAUUCAGAUGUAGCUCUGAGUUACCUAUGUUGUUUUACUUUCUGUUGUAUUUUUGUGAAUGUUUGGCCAAUGUAUUUUGUCUUUAAAUAAAACAUACUUGAAAUAUGGGGGUGGUAGGAGAAAAUUCUGAAACAGCUUCAGGGAAAACCUUGAGUUUUCCCUGAAGCAAGUUUCUUUUCUCUGAGGAUGAGGGUCCC